AUGCCCAUUGGUUUUCCAGUUACUGAAAGUCAAGGUACCAAUGGUUUGUCCGGCCACAGGAGGUGUCCGACGGCGGCGCGACUAGACGAUGAGUUCACAUACGCCAAGAAGCUGAAGAAAACCACGGCCGAGGCCUCGCAGCAAUUGACGGUGGUCAAGAAGCGACCUAUUGGCUUCUUGGAUUUACCUGCAGAGCUCCGCAACCGGGUCUACGACUACGCGGUCGAGAGCGAACCCUUCAACACCGAUCUCGUCCCUUUGCUCACAUACCGGCCAAUGACGCAGAAUACAUGGUCCACCAAGCAUCUAGCUCGUUCCACGCGCAAACACUUUGGGCUCACUCAAGUCUGCAAGCGAGUACGAAUUGAGUACCUUCCGCUGUGGAAGUGCAAUGUGUGGCUGAAAAUCUCGUACCACGAUUUCUACUCUUUCGUCGACACUUUCUAUGCGCAACACGAAGAAGAUACUCCAGCUCCAAAGUGGCUACAGAUAGUAUCCGAUCACGGAGGCGGCUUGGACGACCUCCCGAAACCUCGUGUAGAUCUCUUGCGGUUUCUGAGAUUCGGCAUCCGCUUUUCCGCCACGGAGAUCGAAUUCAUUCCCCGCGGUCAUGCCGAGUUGUACAAGCCGGAGCGGGGUCCUGACUAUCGCUUGGGAGAAUGCCCAAAUUGCUGGGAAGAAGGCGAUGGGAUCACGCGACACUCUGGCAACGCUUGGGCCGAGCACCGUCACUUGCAUACAGCGUGGGAGUUCCUCAGACACAACAACGCCGACUGGCUCGCGGAUAUCAAGAGCGGUUUCAUAGCGGAGGCCAGGAUUCGCGAGUGGGAUGGAAAGUACAUUCUUGGCCUUGGUUUGUCCAUCGAUGGCCUCAGUUGCUACAUGUCGUCGCAGAGGCUUACUUUGUAUGAAAAGAAUGAGGAAAAUGAGGAAGGCUAUCGCGAAUAUGGCGAUUGGCUGGACUAUUGCUACGACCUCGGGCUGGAUGCCGAGAAGUUCACCGACCUUGAAGUUCUGCCUUAUUAUGUGUGA
This is a messenger RNA of Didymosphaeria variabile, 1032 nucleotides long. RefSeq lists its product as uncharacterized. Gene Ontology annotation, molecular function: protein binding. NCBI's taxonomy places the organism in Eukaryota, Fungi, Ascomycota, Dothideomycetes, Pleosporales, Didymosphaeriaceae. The record is from RefSeq and is a predicted model, not a curated record. The transcript is spliced from 4 exons. Bases 1 to 1032 code for a protein of 343 amino acids.